This is a messenger RNA of Symbiodinium sp. CCMP2456, 865 nucleotides long. Lineage: Eukaryota; Dinophyceae; Suessiales; Symbiodiniaceae. The record is from the annotation of a GenBank genome assembly.
GUUUGUCCCGCAUUUUGGAUGUGCGAGCACUUCAGAGGAGCCUGCCGGGCAGUGCUCAGCGGCCUUUGCGGGCGUCCGGGCGGCACUGUCGCAGCGGCCACGGCUGGCCGCGCUGCCUUUUGCUCUUCUUCUGAUGGGCUACAACUAUGCCUGGCUCCUGAGCGCCAGCUUUAUUGACCUGCGCCUGACGAACGCGGUCUUCCAAGUUUCCACAGCCUUGGUGUACAUUGCGAGCGUGCAGCUCUUUGGCGAGGCGGUUUGCCUAGAACGCUUGCUUGGCGUGCUGCUCUCCCUUGGAGGAUCCUUCAUAGCCAGUGGCCUGAAGUGGGAUGAUGCGAGCAGCACAGCCCCCCGUCAUCAACACCAGGUUGUUGGUUUCGCCCUGGCCCUGACGGCAGCAGUUGGCUACACAGCCUACCAGGUGUUGUUUCGUUGGAUCUUCGGCCACCUGAAGCAGAAUGUGUCCUUCCUGGCGCAUUUCUUCUCCUGGAUCAGCUUGUGGCAUUUGCUCAUAAUUCUUCCACUGGUCCUGGCUGCGCAUGCUGCUGGCAUCGAGCAGUUGCAAGUGCCGCACGGGCUGUUCGCUCUUGUGGGUACCGCCGUGUCGGCGCUGAUCGCUUCGACCGUCAACGUACUUUAUCUCUGCAUAGUGAUGUGGGGAUCUCCCAUGCUGCUUCCUAGCACCUCUGCCUUGUCUGUGCCGCUGACUGUGGUGCUGGAUAUCGUCAUCCACAAUGAGCGACCCGAGCAUCUCGAAAUGAUUGGCCAGGGGCUGGUGCUGCUGUCUGUUGUUCUUAUCAUGCAGCUUUACAAGGUUGUGCUGCCCAAGGGGCUUUCGCUCAAGAGUGAAAUGAUGUCGGUUUGA